This is a messenger RNA of Lytechinus pictus (painted urchin), 5007 nucleotides long. RefSeq lists its product as uncharacterized. Lineage: Eukaryota; Metazoa; Echinodermata; Echinoidea; Temnopleuroida; Toxopneustidae. The transcript has 18 exons. The coding region runs from base 440 to 3349 and encodes 969 amino acids. The record is from RefSeq and is a predicted model, not a curated record.
GUGCUUCUGGAGGCGAAGAAUAGAAGAGAAGUGGGCAUGGACUGGUAGUUCUUUGUAUUUCUUGUUACUAGGAGUGCUCGUUUGUAAAGGGGUGUAAUAUCAUCAAGCCGAUGUAUCGCUAUGCACCUGUUCUCGUAUAAUUUAAUAAAUUGGAUUUCAUUUAUUCCAAACUAAGUAUUGAGUCUUAAGAAAUCUUCUGACACAACAAGCUAUGAUGGUCGACACGUAGGCAAACACCAUACCACUGAAAAAUGGAAAUGCUUUUUAUUAUUUCAUGGGAAUGAUCCUGGAUUCGUCAAAACAUUUGAUGUUCUAGACCUAAAUAUGGAAUAAUCUUCAGCAUGCAGUCAGGAAAUGAAGGGAUAGGUCGAAAAAGGAGGAGGAUGAGGUCUUAAAAGGUAGAUUAUGACUGGAAGUGCAAUGAAAUGAAGAGAUAAAGAUGAUGCGCCAUUCAGCUAGACCGACCAAGACAAACAUUGUCAUUGAGGACUCUCACAUUGAAGGGAGCGACGACGGGUUCGAUCCUGGACCCAUGGGCAGGCGUCAUCGUCCUGUCACAGCACUGAUUCGACGUCGAUCAUCAAAACUUGAAAAUCUUGUCCGAUCAGUAACACGAGAAGGAGACUUCGAUGCAGACGAUGGUCUCCAUGAAGACAGGGUUCCGAUGUCGGUUGUUGGUAGGAGAGCUGCGUCGGCUCCUCAUCGCAUGUCUAUCACAUCGUUCUACGCAGACUCGUCUCCUCUUCCUUAUCAUCCAGAGACACAUGAACCUCAUAUUAAGGUACCAAUUGUGAGAAGACAAUCAAUUAAAGAGGAGGAACGGAGACCAUCUAUUAGACCCCGGUCCACAGUGACCUUAGAACGACCGCCAUUGAUACCUAGACGACAACGUCCCAAGACUGCGAUUCAACUACGACGAGAGAGCGCGCCUCCUAAGAAGAAACCCGAUGAGAUGGCCGGUGACGACGGGAGCGAUGACGAGGAGAACUCGAAUUCAGGGUCAAAUUCAGACUCCGAUUCGUCGCUGUCGACGUUGGAGUCGUUGAGAGAACUGAAGAACAGGAUUGACGAGAUCGUCGGAGCUCCGUCUGUCACCGCGAGUCGUUCAGUGCGCCGAGGUUCGGUGACGAGUGCCACAAACUUCACCAUGAAGGCAAAAACGGAAGAAGCGCAGUCACAAAUGGUUGCCGAUUAUGUCAUUCGGCGUCGACCUACUAUGAUCUCCAAUGAACGUCGAGGCAGAUCAGUGACGAACCUGAUAAAUAGACUUCCAUCUCAACAAAUGGCAUCGGAACAAAAUAGAAAUCGCACGCGAGGUAGAUCGGCUAGUUUGGCAACGACGUCAGUUCUACCGCAGCGUAGUAGGCGUGCCACAACCGCCUCGCGCCAGCGCACGAAGAGCGUCACCACCAUCGGUGGUCAAACGUCGCCGGGUGUGCAGAUGUUUGAAAGCAGACGAGCCAGCAUCGCCAGCACUUUUCGAGACGCUAACGGCUCGGUGUCCUACCAAGCUAGGAAGAACCUUAGAAGGGGUUCCCUCUUUGUUGAUUCGAUUGUGAUUGAUGAGGAUUAUGAUAGACGAGGAUCACUUCUGCCACCUGAGGAUAUCCUCCCUGGUCAACGAGGGUCGUUUGAAGGGAUGAAGAGGAGUACGUUGAGCAGACGACGGUCACCGUUACCUGAGGAUCUUAACAUCGCAGUCCCGGAUCGGAUGUCAGUGAAACUUGCUCGAGAACGCUUCAGAAGAAUUGCCCGGCUUGUGCUUAAUUGCGUCAAAAUUUGCCGACGAAGUUACUUAAACAUUGAGGAAGAACGGUCAGAGUUUCAAUCAUUCAUCCAAGUAGGAACUAGAUCACAUGAUGGCGAUCGACUGUUCUUUGAUCCUGAUUAUUUCAAGGCUGAUAAAUCCCAACGUUUAUCUGAAGAAACAAAACGAAUAUUGACGGCUCACCCGCAUAACAGAACAGAAAAAGAUCUGAAGUAUGUGCAGAUUGCGUUACGUAACAUCAAGGCAUUCGCUGAGUAUCCAAUCAGAAUGCAAGGAAGACUGUGUAAAGCAGGAUGGCUCGAAACAUAUGGUGCUAAUCGAGCUGUUCUCCGGCAGGGCCACCCUCCCCAUGCAUUCUACUUUAUCUUAUCAGGAACAUUAAUUGUGACAAUAUUCAUGAUGCAUGGGCCAAAAGGAAAGCCAUCCACUCAGACCGUUGCUUUCUUGAGGAGGGGACAAAGUUUUGGAGAGCUUGCCAUCUUGAACGAGACCGUUCGUGCUUCUACUGUUAUCACCAAGUCACGAUGCGAGCUUCUUGUUAUAUCUGUCGAGGAUUUUCAGGAUAUUUUCAUGGUCUCAGGAGGUAUUAAGAGUGUGAACGACCCCGAUCAACACGCAUUCCUGACAUCUCUUCGUUUCCUCACUCACUGGCCCAUUCACAUCAUACCAACACAUCCGAAAGAUUGUCUCUUCCAUUUCUUUGCCACUGGCGACGUCUUAGUUCAAGACAGCAACCAAUCGGACUGGAUUUAUAUCAUUAAAUCUGGAAGUUGUUCAGUCUUGAAGAAGCUGAAAAGUGUCCCAGAGAAUGUCCACUCAUCUUACAAGAGGAAGGAUGUUUGUAUGACAUGGAACAAAGAUACCACACUGGUUGCAAGUAUCAUGGAUGACAAGAACAAAUCACCGAGCCGAAAGAAAGUAAAAGUCAACAACAACAACAGACGAGACAUACCUAGCUCUGAGACCAGUCGUAGAAGUUCUACUACAGUCAGCAGUAUUUCAAUCAAGGGGCAUGGUAGUGAGACUAGCUCUGUCAUACCACCGAUCACAAGAAAGAGCCAAGGUGUAUAUCUAAAGACAGGGUCAGCGAGAGAUGAUGGAAAAGAUGACAAUGACAGUGGUUCAGAUGUGGAGAAGGAAGAACUUGGUGAAGACGGACUUCCGGUUAACUUUGUCAAUCAACGACGUACCUUUCAUACUGAUCUUGAUAUAGCUAAGAAAACAAGUGAUCAGCCGACGGAUGCCGAUAAGGACCCAAUGUUUGUUACGAUACAACUACUCCUCAAGGGAGGUGUCUUUGGAGUGAAUAAUAUUGUCUUUCCCGACCAACCAAGCCUGAGUCUUAUCAGUAAUGGAGCAGAGUGUAUCAUGAUAAGAAAGAGUUUCUAUCUGGAACACGCAGCAGAAGACACUCUUAGUUUGCUCAGGAAAAAUGAAUUCCCUUACCCGACCGAGGAGCAGCUACAGGAGAAACUACAGAAACACAUGAAUUGGAACGCUUACAAAGACCAUACAGUCAGAUCAGUGGUCUUCCAAUCAAGAGCUCAUAAAGCGCAACAACUAACAUCAGUACACCGAUAGACAAUCCGAUCGUAAGAUUCUCCUGCUUGACCACGCUCGCCCGCCCCCAUCCUACCAUACCAGGCAACCCUCUAUACUUAGUUGGUCUUCAUAAACUUCAGAAGAAUAAGUGUGUUAAUCAUCGUUUGUUUGUAUAUCAUAUGAUACAUAACUUCAGAUGUAUAAGAAAAUACUUUGAUGAUGAAAACAGUUGUCCACGCACGUAUUAUCAGUUAGCUAAAUUGCUGUAUGGGCUCCCCUCGUCUCAAACCAGGCCCCGGGGAGUCACUCUCCACAUGGACUGCUACCCACCCGUGUCCAACAACCUCAGAAAUGCACCCUAAAUGGCGUAAUGACAUUAAGUAAAUUUGCAAUCCUAAAUGGCGUAACCCAUGAGAAAAGCCACCCUAAACGGCGUGAACAGGAAAAUCCCCUAAUUUGAUUCCCUAAGUGGCGUAAAUAUCAAAAUCGAUGUUAUACCUGUGGGCGUGUGGGUAACGCAUGCUGCCUAGUAAGUAUAGAGCCAGGUGUCAGAGACUAGCUAGAACUGUAUGGUGGGGUAACUCUCAUCACGGAUCUAAUAGUAAUAGGUCCAUGCUCUCAUAAGUGCUGCUCUGGCUGCGCCGGCGUGUGGGAUUAUUUUGUAUCCCUUAAAAUCGCCUUUCAUGGUGUUUAUGGCUUAUGUCUGCUCCCGGGUCUCCUCAAAUUUGCCCCAAUUUGCACCCCUAAAUGGCAUAAUUCCCCGCAUAAUUUUCAUAACCAAAUUAGCAACCCUAAACGGCGUGAAGAGAGAAAGAAAAGGCUACCCUUAUCAGCGAUUUACGAGCGAAUGGUGCUGAAAUGCAACCCUUUUUUGCCAAAGACGUCGACACCACCCGAGUGCCUGAAACGGGACCCUUUUCGACGCUUUUUCUGGACGCGGGUGCGUAGCAGGCCAUGUGGAGAGUGACUCCCCCGGGAACCAGGCAUCUUCAGCAAAUACAAAACACAUGUGCACGGAUGAUUUGUAGUAAACCUAGAUUUUCCAGGAUCACCCCUGUCUUAAGAGAUCUGCACUGGCUUCCAGUUCGCCAACGAAUAUCUUUGUUAGUUGUUACUAUAUUUUUCAUUACAAGACAAGACAAAUGGGUGUGCCACACUAGUAUCUGAACCAUAACCAAGACAUUCCAAUGGGAGUAGAAAAUAUGGAACUAAUACUAGUAACAGAUAGUUCCAUGAUAUUGAGCUUAUGUGAUAUUAUUGUUACCUUUAAGUAGAUAAUAGCAAUGCAUCAAAGAAAGAAAAUAUAUUCGUGAUUUGUCAUGGAGUAAAUACAAAUGUGAAAUUAUCAAUAGACUGAUGAGUAAGACUUAUCUAUGAAAAUUAAGAUAAAGAAUUUCUUGUAAUUUCAAUAUAAUUGAAUGCUAUGUUAGAUUUCAAUCAAUUGAUGAGGGAAGCUUACUUCGGCAAAUAAAUAUAUAAUUCAAUUUAAUUGAAUGUUCUGUUUAAUGUUAUGUAAUAAUAUUUUAUUUUGUUUAUGUUAAUUGUAAGAGAUGUGUUCUUUAAUACUAUAAAUAUUGAAUUCUUUAUAAUCAAACAAAAAUAUAAUCUGUAAACUGCAAUGAAAAAUCAUGAAUUUGAAUAAUGUACAAAAUUUCAUCUCAUGAAAUUGAAUAAAUUACUUUAAAACAGUAAAGCAU